AGUCCCUUAUACGAGUAAAAAUUCCUUGUCAUUUUCCUCUUGUAAUGCAUCAAUUUUCAACACUUUCUUUGAGUUAGAUGUUUUGGCAUUGAUCACGGAGAUGAGGCCAGUUGUAAUGGUAGAUUAUGGUGGAAAGAUGCCUGAAUUGCAAGAACAGCUUUGUUCUUUUCUUGACAGCUGCCAAAAGGAGUCACCUGUUUUUGAGCUUCUGAAAGUCAUGGUUAUAGAGGAUAUGAUAUAUUUUAUUCAUGCAAGAGCACUUGCAGAAUUUGUAAAGUCAAGUUUAAAUUUGGAAACAGAAGUGGUUCUCAUUGAUGUUGAACAGGAUCCUCCAAAGAUGAUGGCACAAAAUUAUAAAAGCUCUGCAGCUGCAGAAUUUCUAUCAAUUCAGAAGAAGUUUUAUUCUCUCUUUCAUUCGAAUCCAGUGAAAAGGGAUCUCUUGCAAUGUGAAGGGACUGAAACAAGGACUGGUACUGGGACCUCCAACUCCACUGGGGUAAUUGAUCUCAGCAGCUGGAUUCAGGAAACUGAGGUCACAAUUCCAGCCAUUAAUGGAUGGCUUCUUGGUUAUCCAGUGGUAUACUUGUUCUGCAAGGAACAUAUUGAGGACGCUGUAUGUAACCUCUCCACCAAGUCCCUAAAUCUAUAUCAAAUUUUUGUUAGCAGGAGUGGGAUACCUAGUAGAGGAGCUCAAUGUGAAGAAUUAAUGAGCUUCACAGUACCAUAUGACCUGAGCUUGGAAGGGCGCAAUGAACCAUGGGCAAAGUCAUUUUUGCUCCGUAUGCAGGCAAAAUUGGAAACAUGCAAGCAAGUUUGGGGAUCUUUGAAAAUGGAGGUCAGUGGUUGUUAUCCACAAGCAAUUGUUUUGUAAUAAUUUCCUACUAUGCCAUCCAAAACAAAUACAGAAGACAAAAUUCUUUAGCAAGUACAGGUAGUGUUAUCAGGUUUUGGAUUUUUUAACUCAAUAUGAUUAGAGUACUCAAUUAAGGUUCUUAAAUAAGUGUCAACUUUGCUGCAGUUUGGGUAAGAUCUGCAUUUGAACAAGUGUAAAUGUGCACUUAAUUGAUGUACGGUGAAUUCGGCAUUGCAUCUGUUCGUGUGUAGUCUGAUGCACAAUACUCCUAUAGAGCGUAUGCAUCCUUUCACAUGGAUAUUUCCCCCAAGUAGAAUGAAAUCUCUUUGAUGUCAA
This is a messenger RNA of Coffea arabica (coffee), 1189 nucleotides long. NCBI's taxonomy places the organism in Eukaryota, Viridiplantae, Streptophyta, Magnoliopsida, Gentianales, Rubiaceae. The record is from RefSeq and is a predicted model, not a curated record.